AUGAAUUAUCUUUUAGUCACUGAUUAUUUUACUAAAUGACAAUUAACUUAUAAAUACUAAACAAAGAAAUAAUUUAAAUAUUACGUAUACAUACUAUGUUAAAAUGUUUUUAAAAAUUUUGUUUUUUGAGAUUUUACUCUUAAAUGUGAAGAGAUUUUUCGCGGAACCAAAUUCUUGUGCUGAGUUGUUAAACGUAUAUGGCGAUACUUUGGAAAAUUUCCUCAGAUGUUCAAUGCAUAACGCAGUACCAGUGACGUUCUGUUUUAACUGUGCUUCAUAUUACCAGAAUUUGACGGAAAAUUUUGAUGCAUUAAUGAAAGCUGAAUUUAAAGAGGCUAAUAAAACUGUAAAAUGUCGAGAAAAAUAUAUCGACCAAGAUCGUUUAAAUGUGAUUUUAGAUAAUCAUAAUCACUUUGAAAACUUAUGGAACAAAGCUGCUUGUUUUGGAUGCUUUUUAGAUAAUACUACAACUAACUCAAAUGAAACCAAAAUUAUGUUUAAGAAAUUAGAUGAUUUGAAAAAUUGUAUUAGUAGUCACUGGGAUUCAAAUGUAUGCGAAAAUUGUGCGGCAGAUUAUGAUAAAGCAAACUUUUAUUAUAAUGAAGAAUUUGUGAAAAAACAUAAAGAUCACAUAUGCUUUGAUAUUCGGGACGAUAUGAAUCGAACACGAUCCCUCUGGUCGAAGACAUUAAAGUGUUGUAAAAGAGAAGCAGAUUUUACAACUUUUGCUGUGAUAGCUAGUGUUUUUACAUGCCUUCCCUUAAUAUUUUACAUAUUUUCUUAUUUUUUCACAAAAUAUUUUGAGAAUUUGUCAUUGCAAUCACAAACUGGGCACAGAUUUUAAAAAUAUCAGAAGAGUAUUGAAAGAGAUGGUCGUAAUUAAAAUAUGCAUACGAAGCAUGUAGCUACUAAAAAAUUUACAAAAAUUUUUGAGAUGUUUUCAAAUGCCCUGGUUAAAACAAAUACGUAAAUGUAUUUUUAUGCAACAAAAAUUUUCCAUCGCUGUAAAAUACUAAUAAAUAAUCAUUAUCACCAUUGUGUGUGUAACAAUGGUCAGUAUUAUAAAAAUUGCAUGGUGAUUCGUGAAAUCCAUUUAUAUUUAAAGCAAUCCAUUUCACAUUUUCUUUUGUAUCCAAUAU
Molecule: messenger RNA, 1139 nt
Organism: Condylostylus longicornis
Lineage: Eukaryota; Metazoa; Arthropoda; Insecta; Diptera; Dolichopodidae
Product: osteopetrosis-associated transmembrane protein 1-like
Exons: 6
Coding region: 104-844 (246 amino acids)
Cellular component (GO): cytosol
Source: RefSeq, a predicted model, not a curated record